Molecule: messenger RNA, 1631 nt
Organism: Amoebophrya sp. A120
Lineage: Eukaryota; Dinophyceae; Syndiniales; Amoebophryaceae
Source: the annotation of a GenBank genome assembly
AUGAUGCACCCGCUGAGCUCCAUAGACGCGCUGGAGCGCAAAGUGGCCGAACUGGAGGCGGUCGGGGACCGGGACGGCGUGAUCGAGUGCCGGAUCCACCAGUUGGCCAGUACGCAGCUGCUGGUGGACGUGCACGACCUUCCCAUCGCGGCCGCGUGCCACCAGCACUGCCUGCUGUCCGAGGCCUACAGUCUUGGGGGUUACGUGGCGCAGGCCCUGGAGCACGUGCACUACGGGCAGCAGAUCGUGGAGAGCCAGAUCUACGACAACGGCCCCUCGCACCGGCUCGGGAGCAGCCUGGCCCUGGCCGAGGGGUUCGCCUACGUCGCAGAGGGAAAGGACUAUCAGCUCGCGCUGCAGUGCCUGCACAAGGCCGCCACGCUGCUGAAACAGGCCUACGGCCCCGAGGACUUGCAGCUCGCGCGCGCGUACGAACUGCUGGGCAAAGUGACCACCACGCGGAAGGAGUACAGCACAGCGUUGGAGCACCUCUCGCAGGCCUGGGAAAUCCGCGAGCACUGUCUCGGGUGGGAGCACGAACAGACGCUCCUGCUGUGGCUGGAUAUGGCCUGGGUCCACCACCUGGCCGGAGACCAGGAGGAGGCCUUGUCGCUGCAGCAGUCGGUCGUCGACAAGGUGAUCAAAGUUGGGAAAUACCCCAACCUCGCCACGGACGCGGCGCUCCGCCUGGCCAAAUGGACCGACACGAAGACCGCACUGGACCGCCUUCGUGACGUGGAGCACUUGCUGCGAAACCACGACGCGCACCACCCCCGCAUGGUCGAAAUCAAACGCGAGCUGGCGCUGCUCCUCAUAAAACGACGUGAGCACGACCAAGCUCUCGAAUACCUCGCGGACGUCCAGUAUUAAUUUUGUUAAUUUGCGUUCCUCUUCUUUCUCUUGGUGGUACCUAGUUCUGAGAAACGAAGUGCGUGCGGCGAGAGCGAGGCCCUGGAUCAUUAUUUGUCGACCUAGUAUAUUGUGUAGUGAGCUCAUCUUAUAUAUACCUUGAACUCAAACAAUCUUGAUUGAUAAAAAAUCAAACAAGGAAAUUGGAGCGCGGUCUGUAUGGGCAGCAGUCAGUUCAGCUCGCCCGAACGCUUAAAGCCAUGGGAACGGUGUACAUGUUGAAGGGGAAUUCCUACCAGUCCGAGGCGGUCGACGCACUACGCUAUCCUGUGCAAAAGUAUCGUAUUCGUAUUGCAGUCAUGCAUUACAAACUUUUUCCGAAGGUAAAUCCGCAUUACAAAUUUUAUUUCUCAUGCUGAGAAAAUUUGUAUAUGCAUUUAUACGAGUGCGAUACUUUUGCAGUUCAUAUACGCGCCUCGCUGGCUAUUUUUGAGGGGAACCCCAGCACUUCAGUUGCUGUCAUACAGGAUGUAAAGCAGAAGCUCCAAACUCUGCACCCUGCCGCGAACACAAGCAGCACUGGUCGAACUACAAAAUAAUCGAUCGAGGAUUUCGAAGCCAAAGAUGAAAAUUGUCAUCGUCAUUGUCUGGUCCCGGUAUUAACGAUGUCCCCACUGGUGUUCGCCACGGACGGCUCCUCGGCGCCAAUUGCAUGAUCCUGAUUUGUUCGAAGAUCUGACGCAACCGGGUUUUCUUCUGUCGUGGUUGUGAAAACUCACAUG